UAAAUCUAGGGAUAGAAAUUGAAUUAAGCAUCGCACACCAGACACCACGGGAGCCCCUCGGUCGCUGCUUCACCCGGCGCCUCCACUCGCGGCGAGCCCGUCCGCCACCGGCCCACCACCGUCAGUUGCCCCGCCUCCAUUUGCGGCACCACCGCCGCCUCAGCCACCACCACCUCCGGCCUCCGGCCCCGCCCCGCCCCUGCCUCUGCCGAAAGCCGCCUCAGCUAUCAUCUGCAGUCCUAAAGCGGAGAUAGUGAUUGAAUCUCAAGUUGAGGAUGAAUCUCGGUCUGCUUCUCCUCGCCUUCACUCCUUCAUGGACUUCGGUCUCUAUGCUGCUCGGAUAUGUCACUUAUCUGGUGAUUGUUGGAUCCAUUUUGCCGGGUAAAAUUGUACCUGGAGUGACUUUAUCAGAUGGAACUCGCCUGCAUUACCGUUGUAAUGGUUUAUUAUUGCUUGUUUUAUUGGUUUUUCUGCUUGGAAUUGGUGGCUGGAUGGAUCUCUUAUCACCUACGGCUAUUGCUGAUAGAGGUCUCGAGCUUCUAUCGGCAACACUAGUAUUCAGUGUACUGGUAACAAAUCUUCUCUAUAUGGUUGGCUGCAGAUCCCGUGAUCAAAGUUCUUCUUUCAAACCUCAUACCACAGGAAACCUAAUUGAGGACUGGUGGUUUGGGAUACAGCUGAAUCCUCAAUUCAUGGGACUCGACCUCAAAUUCUACUUUGUUAGAGCUGGUAUGCUGGGAUGGCUUCUUAUAAAUCUCUCUGUUCUUGUAAAAUGCAUUCAAGAAAGCAAUUUAAGCCAAUCAAUGAUUCUUUACCAGCUAUUUUGUGUUAUAUACAUUAUGGAUUACUUUGUACACGAAGAGUACAUGACCUCCACAUGGGACAUAAUUGCUGAGAGAUUGGGGUUCAUGCUGGUGUUUGGCGAUAUAGUCUGGAUACCAUUCACAUUCAGUAUCCAGGGUUGGUGGCUUCUAAGGAAUAAAGUGGAGCUGACAACUGCAGCUAUUAUUGCAAACUGUCUCGUCUUCUUUAUGGGGUAUCUGAUCUUUAGAGGAGCUAAUAAGCAGAAACAUGUGUUCAAAAAGAAUCCCAAAGCACUAAUUUGGGGAAGACCUCCAAAGGUCAUUGGGGGGAAGCUGCUUGCUUCUGGUUAUUGGGGCAUCGCGAGGCACAGUAACUAUCUUGGGGACUUGUUGGUAGCUCUGUCCUUCAGUUUACCUUGUGGGAUAAGUUCUCCAGUUCCAUAUUUUUAUCCCACAUACCUUUUCAUACUGCUAAUAUGGAGAGAGAGAAGAGACGAAACGCGGUGCGCACAGAAAUACAAAGACAUUUGGGCUGAAUACAAGAAAACGGUUCCGUGGAGGAUACUUCCAUAUGUAUAUUAAGUGCAAGGUAUUGUCUUAUUCAUUAGCCAUUGAUGCUAUUUCCAUUUCCAUUGCCGAAUGGGGUGUGACUUAUGGAUAUAUUAAUUAACCUAUUUCAGAGAUAUCUAAGCAACCACCCACUGGGUUUUGUUUUUCC
Messenger RNA from Salvia miltiorrhiza (redroot sage), 1521 nucleotides. Its product is annotated as delta(14)-sterol reductase-like. The coding region runs from base 276 to 1385 and encodes 369 amino acids. The record is from RefSeq and is a predicted model, not a curated record. Gene Ontology annotation, molecular function: Delta14-sterol reductase activity. Gene Ontology annotation, cellular component: endoplasmic reticulum membrane. Gene Ontology annotation, biological process: sterol biosynthetic process. NCBI's taxonomy places the organism in Eukaryota, Viridiplantae, Streptophyta, Magnoliopsida, Lamiales, Lamiaceae. The transcript is spliced from 14 exons.